Phaeoacremonium minimum UCRPA7 is the source of this 624-nucleotide messenger RNA. RefSeq names its product putative adp-ribose pyrophosphatase protein. The transcript has a single exon. Gene Ontology annotation, molecular function: ADP-ribose diphosphatase activity. Bases 1 to 624 code for a protein of 207 amino acids. Lineage: Eukaryota; Fungi; Ascomycota; Sordariomycetes; Togniniales; Togniniaceae. Gene Ontology annotation, biological process: ribose phosphate metabolic process; nucleoside phosphate metabolic process. The record is from RefSeq and is a predicted model, not a curated record. Gene Ontology annotation, cellular component: nucleus.
AUGUCAGAAAAGACACAAGAGCCCGUAAUUACCAGCGUGACAGACUUAGCAGUCCACGACGCGAAAUGGGUCGCCUUAAAAAAGGUCGACUACAUCGACCAGACAGGAAAGGAACGCACGUGGGAAGUCGCAGUACGGAAAACGAGGGGCAAGACAGGGGUAGAUGCCGUUGCGAUGGGCAAUAUACUCCUACACCCGUCUCGCCCGCCAUCCACACUAUUGGUGAUUCAGUACCGACCGCCCUUGGACUCAUACACUGUUGAGUGGCCUGCUGGGCUCAUCGAUCCUGGUGAGACAGCUGAGCAGGCCGCGGUCCGCGAGUUCAAGGAGGAGACUGGCUACGAGUGUCGCUUGAUUGACAUUAGUCCGGUGCAGGCAGCAGAUCCUGGUAUGACAAAUGCCACCAUGCAAAUGGCAUUGGUUGAGGUGCAGUUGAAGGAGGGCGACGAGGAGCCAGAGCAGCGCCUUGAGGAUGGAGAACACAUUCAACGGGUCAUUGUGCCUCUCAGCCAGUUCUACGAUCGCCUUGUCGAGUAUUCGAGGCAAGAGCGCAUGAUUGUUGCAGCGAAGUUGUUUCACUUUGCUGCCGGCAUGCACUUUGCCCAGACUCAAAAGUAUGUGUAA